AUGGCAGCAAGCAGGUCUGGUCGCUUCAAAGUCAUCUCUGCCGUCGUCCUCGUCGGGCUGUUCGUCACCAUCUUCCUCUACGCAGCAGUCCCUUCCAAGCGAGUCCUUUCGUACAUUCAGCCUUCCAGCGACAAAACAGACAAGAAGAAACCGGACAAACCCAAACCGCAUCCGAUAUACAAGCCAACACCCACGCCAGCGCCUCCGAUCGUCGACAACUUCCCUCUGGCGGUCGACGCCCGCGAACCGACAGAUCUGCCCCCAAUCCCGUCUUGGAAUGCGCCGCCGACACAGCACGUGCGAGAGUACACUCCGCUGCUUAUAGGCUUCACGCGCAACUGGCUGCUGCUUCAGCAGACGGUCGUGUCGUAUCUCACGGCAGGAUGGCCGCCGGAAGACGUCUAUGUGAUUGAGAACACGGGAACGAUGAAUGCGAAUCGCAAUGGCAACCUGACAUUGCAGAAUCCCUUCUAUCUGGACUACCGACGGUUGACGGAGGUCUUCGGGGUGAAGGUGAUCAGCACGCCAACGCUGUUGACUUUUGCGCAGCUGCAGAACUUCUUCCUGCAUACUGCCAUUGAGAACAACUGGGACUACUACUUCUGGGGCCACAUGGAUGUCGUCGCGCUCAGCCGGGAAGAUUGGGAUGAUGUACCCGACGAGGGAGGUUACAAGAGCUUGUAUAUGCGCUGUGUCGAGGACAUGCGCAAGACAGUGGAAGACGGCUAUCUGAUCGACAAGCAGAACCACAAAGGGACCUGGGCAAUCAGAUUCUACGCCUACGACCGUCUGGCUCUCGUCAACCGAUACGCGUUUGAGAAAGUCGGCGGUUGGGAUGUGAUGAUCCCGUUCUAUGGCACGGAUUGCGACAUGCAUGAGCGGCUGACUAUGAACGGACUGAUACAAAAGCCCGGCCACGUGGGACUUGUCUACGACAUUGCGGACACGUUAGGCGAUCUCCUGCGACUCUACCGCCGACGGCCAGCGAAGGAGGGUGAAACGGAACCAGCACACCUUCUUCCCGAAGACGAGAGGGGCUCGCAUGAGUGGGAGAAGUUGAGAGAUCGCCUGAAUAGUAUGUCGGUCAGCAAAAACAACGGCGACCGGAAUACAUGGCAGGCUUCGCAAGAAGGCGGACAGGGCGAGCCUUACUACAGAGACCCGGCUGGCUUCGAGAAGGCUAUUGAGAUGUGGAUGAAGUUCGGGCAGGAUGUGAUGGCGGAGAAGUGGGGACAUCACGGGUGCAAUCUGAGGGGGGUGGGACUGAGCGCGGGUGAUGAGUGGAGGGUGAAGCAUGAUUGGUAA
This is a messenger RNA of Saxophila tyrrhenica, 1305 nucleotides long. RefSeq lists its product as uncharacterized. The transcript has a single exon. Lineage: Eukaryota; Fungi; Ascomycota; Dothideomycetes; Mycosphaerellales; Extremaceae. The record is from RefSeq and is a predicted model, not a curated record. The coding region runs from base 1 to 1305 and encodes 434 amino acids.